Molecule: messenger RNA, 919 nt
Organism: Moneuplotes crassus
Lineage: Eukaryota; Ciliophora; Spirotrichea; Euplotida; Euplotidae
Source: the annotation of a GenBank genome assembly
AAUAGCUCAAGAUGUUGCUAAACUGUAGGACUCUUAAGUUGAGCCAAGUAAAGCCAACCAAAAUGAUUAGCUUCAAGGGAAAAUCCACAGAUAGUGAUUUUGUAAUGUUCAAGAGAGGUUUGACUCAGAAGCUCAAGCCAAAUAGCAAGAAGGUAUAUAUAAGCGAUGAUUCAGAUUCUCUUGAUAAACCACGGAAAAUAUUUUCUCCAGAAAUGCUUCAUAAGCUAAACCAAGAAAUCAUCGCAAAGCAGAAAAUGAGGGAAAAUAAGGUGGUUAAAAAGUCAUCUAGCUUUCUUUCUACCUCAAGAUCUGGCACUGCUCCUUCUCUCUCUUAUAUAAAGAAGGGUCUGAAGGAGUCACCUUCCGUUGGCAGAUACUCGCCUAGAGAUAUUAAUAAGAAGAUUGCUCCAACUUAUUCAUUUACUAGGAAGAAAAGGGACACUCAUCUCUUCUUAUUUACAACGAGAGCAGGGGCUAAUAAUCUGUUUAACAAAAACAUUGAUUAUGAGAACUUCGAGAAAUUACUAAGCAGUAAGCAUGCUAUGGAAAGAAAAUAUUACCGCACUACUCUGAAAGAAGCAAAUAUGCUCAAGGCUCAGAUUCCAACGGUUUCAAGGAAGAGAAGAAUCCUAACUGCACGUGGUAGGAAGAAGCAUAACCCUAAAAUAAAGUUUGAUAUCAAAAGGCCCAAAACUGGUUUGAGGAAAUUGCGUCCUAAAAGUUGAUCCAAACUGUCUCUAACAAAGUCCAAAAGCCAGAACUGCUUAACGAAUAAAAAGAGUUCUAAUACUUCAAAUCCCAUUUUUAUAACGGCAACAAAUCUGAGUAAAUGCGAGAGUAAAAAGAUCAGAACCACCGAUUUUGAUUUGUAGCAAGAAUUAUGCCAGUUUCUUAUUUAUCUACAUAAAUUGCAAUUUAA